Anarrhichthys ocellatus (wolf-eel) is the source of this 3395-nucleotide messenger RNA. RefSeq names its product ankyrin repeat domain-containing protein 27-like. The record is from RefSeq and is a predicted model, not a curated record. Gene Ontology annotation, biological process: early endosome to late endosome transport; neuron projection morphogenesis. Gene Ontology annotation, cellular component: transport vesicle; late endosome; early endosome. The annotation marks the transcript as partial. Lineage: Eukaryota; Metazoa; Chordata; Actinopteri; Perciformes; Anarhichadidae. The transcript has 14 exons. Gene Ontology annotation, molecular function: SNARE binding; guanyl-nucleotide exchange factor activity.
ACAGGUCAGGCCAAGCUGAUCGACCUGCUGGUGUGUAAAGGAGCGCCGGUCAACGCCACAGACUACCACGCCCUCACACCGCUGCACCUGGCCUGUCAGAGGGGAUACCAGGGAGUCACGCUGCUGCUGCUGCACUACACGGCCAACACGGACGCUCAGGACAACAGCGGCAACACACCGCUGCACCUCGCCUGCAUGUACGGACACGAGGACUGUGUGAAGGCUCUGGUGUACUACGACCUCCAAACGUGCUGCCUGGACCUGCAGAACGACAAAGGCGACGCGGCGCUGCACAUGGCGGCCCGCUGGGGCUACGAGGGAAUCAUCCAGGUGCUGCUGGAGAACGGAGCGAGCACCGACGUCCUCAACAAGAGCAAGGACUCGCCGCUGCGCUGUGCGCUCAACUCUAAGAUCCUCGUGUUGUUGCAGUCGAGUCAGAAUGGCCGUCAGCGCGGCAGAGUCGAUUCUCCCCGUCGAUCUCCUCAGGCCUCAGACUGCAGCAGCCGUCGCUCCUCCGUCUCCAGCACCUCCUCUCUGGGUUCCAAGGUCAAACCGGAGGAGCAACGGGUCCGACACCGAGAGGUGGAGAAGCUGCUGCGUGCCGUUGCAGACAGCGACGUGGAGAUGGUGCGUUACCUGUUGGAGUGGACGGAUGAGGAGGAGGAGGAGGAGGAGGAGGGAGAGCUUCGGUCCGAGGCUCCGCUGUGCCACCCGCUGUGUCAGUGUCCGACCUGCGCCCCCACUCAGAAGAUGUCCGUCCUGCAGGCCGGAGCCCUCGGGGUCAACAGCUGCAACGCCGGCGGUUUCACGCCGCUGCACGUCGCCGCUCUGCACGGCCGCUCUGCGCUGGCCGGCCUGCUGAUCCGCCACGGAGCCAACGUCAACGCCCGCACCAACCAGAGCGCCACGCCGCUUCACCUGGCCAGCCAGAACAGCCACGUCCAGGUGGUGAGAUUUCUGCUUGAGUGCAACGCCAAACUGAACAAGAAGGAUCAAUAUGGCAACACGCCUCUGAUACAGGCCUGUCUCUGUGGGAACCUGGAGUCAGCCUCCACCUUGUUACAGAGCGACGCGCUGGUGAACGUGGUGAACCUUCAGGGCAACACGGCGCUCCAUGAGGCAGUGCGGGGGGGACACCAGGCGCUGGUGGAGCUGCUGCUCAGGGGCGGAGCCUCGGCCGGCCUCAGGAACAAGAGGCAGAGGACGCCGCUGGACUGCGCCUACGAGCUGGGUGGCAAGAACACGGAGAUCCUGAGAGCUCUGCAGAAAGCGUCGGGGCUUUCUCCCGAUGCCGAACCAAUCAAACUCCUGUCUGUGCCCAAAGGAGCUCUGGCUCAUUCGUUCGUGCAGCGUCUGAGGCUACAGGAUCACAACAACGGCAGGAGACAGAAGCUGGCCCAGUCCAUCAGCAGGGUUCAGCAGAUGAAGAAGGGUUCCUCUGGUCCCCCCUCCAGGUGUUCAACAAACCUGAACCAGGGGAAUCCAGACAUGAGGCGGUUGAGGCGAGGGGAGACGGUGGAGGUCAGCUGCCCCUCGGCGAGCCUUGACGCCGGGCCCCGGCUCAGAGAGCGGCCCCUGGGUCGCUGUCACACCCUGGACUCUGGAGAACAACCACUUGGGCCGAACACGACUGAAUACACUCCACAGGAGAGUGAUCACACAGGUGACACACACACCGAGUCAGCAGACGCUCAGACGUCCAGAGAAACACACUCCGCCUCGCCACCGUCGCAUGCCGAUGACCCGUUUGAACCGCGUCCCGCUCGCACCUCGAGCGCCAACUCUGCUUCACGCGACACCAACAGCCAGAGUCCCAGCCCUCCGAGCGGAGAGACGGAGUCUGCCGACGACCAGACUCACACCGACGUCCAGAGCGAGGACGCGGGUUCGAGUCCCCCCUGCCCCGUUGACCUCCACGCCGCGAUCCAGACCGAGGGAGGCGAUGAGAGAGACGCCGACCAAACGCUAGAGAGCAGAGGGGAGAGUCCAGUCACGGAGACGUCGUGAGGGGGCCAGACGUUUGGUUUCUCUCGAUGCAACACAAACACCAAAAAUGGAAAAGCACACAUGUUAAGGUCAGAUGUGACGCUGACUCUCUGACUCGUCCUAUAUCUCUGGUAGAAAGAACGUCUGAGGAAGCUAAAACAAAGCAGGACACUGCCCAGUUUGGGUACACCGGCUUUUCUAGCAGGGACGGGAAUCAACGAGACUAGUUCCGAUACCGGUAUCAGAAAGGCCUCCGAUACGGCUCUAAAAUGCUGGAUCGGGUAUCGACGAGUACGCGAGUCCAUGCACCGACUCCCAAAUAACGUUAUCAUAUUUUUUAUCAGCUCAUUUACGCUACACAGCAACAACAACAACACGUGUCACUUGUACGUCCUGCCCGAUCGUUACUGAGCAUGUGCAAACUAGUACCAGUGUUAGACGCCUCCUGCACCUUUACUUUCUUUUUCCCGAUAACGUUACACUGUGAACAACUAAUCUAGUGUUGAAAUCUGCUGGAGGAGAGCUAGUUAGCGUUAGCGUUAGCCGUUAGCGCCUGCUUGGCAACAUAACGGUGCUAACGCUAACGAAGGUUGCAUCGAGUCAACAUUAUGAUGCGUUCAAGCUCAGUAAAAAGGAGUAUUGAGCUAUCGUGAUGUGUUCAAAUGUAAUCUUUUAAAAUGUAGUGUUUUUGGUGAAGGAGUUGUUUGAAGGUUUUCACAGCGAUAUAAAAUAGAUAUUAAAGAGAAAUGAUGACCUUUUAACUUCCAAACACUAGAUCUAAGCAGCUGAAUAUAAUAAUUAUUAUUAAUUUAACUGCUAUCGGCCAAUACGCAUCGGGAAUAAAUAAAUGGUAUCGGAAAAUCUCUAGAAUUAACUCCACAAUACCUACUUCUAAAUGUCAGGUAAUAAAAAGUUAAAUUUAUCAACGCUGUGAGCGCCACUAAAUAAAUUCUGUUCACCUAACUUAAACCAACACUUAAGUGAGGAGAUGUGUUCGUAGUUUUAAAGUCACAAUGAAAUGUUGAAAUGUAUUUUGUCUGCAGAGUUUUUCAACUUAAAGCAUUCACACAAACCCCUAAAAUCCUCUCUGGUCACUGUUUGAUGGUUUAAACUCGACACUCGAUGGUAGUUGGGUUUCAAAACGUCACCAGAGAGCUGGGGAGACAUUCAACAGCAAUACACAGAAGCUCAUUGUCUUCUCUUAUAUUGUUUUAUUUUGGAAUCACAUCACUUUCACUUCCUGUGAAACACAACAUCUUUCUUAUAUGUAACGGUUGAUCUAUAGAAAGCACAAAUUUAGCACGUUGCUCUCACGUUGAAUCAAACUUUAUUUCCUUUUCUAACUGACUCUAAACGAUCUGCUCUCUUCAGAGACACCAAACAUGUAACCCCUCAGAUCACAGGAGCUG